Messenger RNA from Juglans regia (Persian walnut), 591 nucleotides. RefSeq lists its product as uncharacterized. The transcript is spliced from 2 exons. The coding region runs from base 1 to 591 and encodes 196 amino acids. The record is from RefSeq and is a predicted model, not a curated record. Gene Ontology annotation, cellular component: membrane. NCBI's taxonomy places the organism in Eukaryota, Viridiplantae, Streptophyta, Magnoliopsida, Fagales, Juglandaceae.
AUGGGGAAGAUUCUUCCUUCGGGAAUCCAUUUCUUGUUUUUGUUGGUUGAUCAGAUUGCCUACGUGCAUUCCUUGAAGGAGGAGGCUAUUCCUAUUCCCGACCAGUCUGCUAUCACUAAGGAUAAUGUCAAUAUUUUGAUCAACGGGGUGCUCUACAUCAAGAUUGUGGACCCUAAGCUGGCCUCUUAUGUUUUUGAGAAUCCCAUAUUUGCUGUGAUUCAGCUUGCACAAACAACAAUGCGUAGUGAACUUGCAUUCAACCUACGAAAGGGCAUAAAGGAGUUGAGGCAGGAAGUGUCCAGCCACCAGUCCCAAGUUAAGGCCGCCGAAGAGGAAAGGCUCUUAGAGCAUAAGCUAGCACUUCGCUUGGAGGAGGAGUUAAAGGAGGCUAAAGAGCAUUGCUUGGACUAUAUCGCCUCAUUGGCAGAAGCUGGGGAAGCCUGCCGAGGCUUGGAGAAGCAUAUCGGUGACCUUCAGUUUGAGAAGGAGGCGCUCACAGUGAAUAACGAUGUGCUUUGCAAGGAGAAGGACAAAGCAGAUGACUUGUACGUAGAGCUAGGCGAGUCCCACUCGCGACUCAAGAAGGAGUGA